GCGCGCAGCACACUUGUGCAGUUUCGUAGCGGACGAGCGUGUAUUUAGUCGCCGGCGGCUCAUGGAUACCGACGUGUGGUCGAGCUGUGCCAUGGAGUAUCCGAUCCAAGAGGACUUCUACGUGGACAGUCUGUUGAAGACUGACGAUGACCUCCAGACACCGGUUAUCAUGGAGGUUGACAUCGACUUGGAUUAUUCAAAUUUUUCGGGAAUCACUGGGAUCCCCACACGCACCACUUCCACGCUGACUCCCACAACCUUGAAGAACAUAGAGGAGUCGUUCCUGGAGCUGCAGUCGGUCCCUCCAGCACCCAUGGAGCAUCAGCACCAAGCUGGCUUCGUGCCACCCGUGGUCAACAUUGCCCAGUACCAGCAGCAACAACAGCAGCAGCAACAGGCUUCUCCUUUCUGGUCGCAGCAGCAGCAGCCUCCGAUGGUGACGAUCAAGCAAGAGGUGGACGACGAUUGGCUUCCCCCAUGCACCACUCAGCAGCAGCUGCAGCAGCAGCAAAUGACUCGGCACAUCAGCAACACGCCUACACCGUCUCCACCGCUUCCCCCUAAACCAGCGCGCACUGGUGGUGGCAGGAGGCCCAACAGGAGUGAAAAGCUGAGUCCUGAAGAGGAAGAACGAAGGCGGAUUAGGAGGGAGCGAAACAAACUGGCUGCGGCACGUUGUCGGAAGCGGCGGAUGGAUCACACAAACAGCCUCAUUAAGGAAACGGAAGGCCUCGAAGAUGCCCGAAGCUCACUGCAAAAGGAGAUCGCUGCACUGAAGAACGAAAAGGAAAACCUCGAGUUUAUCUUAGAAGCUCACCGGGCAAGCUGCAAGAUGCCCCACAUGAAAGCUGUUACCACUGCCUCUUCUACGAUGAGCGCACUCUCGCAGCAACGACCUCAGCAUCUCCCUGUUGUCACCUCAUCAGAUUCCGGCCCUGUCCGCAACAACCACAAGCUUCCGAAUGCCCCUGGCCGAGCCCCCAAGUUUUCCCGUCCCAACUCUCUCGCUGUUACCUCGGUGUUCACGAACUCGGAUGGCAGCAGUGCCCUGAACAACAGCUGCAGUGUUCCCGCGUCGUGUCCGUCGCUCUUGACGGAAGUUGCCGGUGUGCCCAUCCAGACUCCGUCAGCCGGCAUGUACAGCUUUGAGUCCAUCGUCGAGGGCACCGGAGCGACACCCACGGGAACCACACCUCUCACGUUUUCACCAGUGACGUCAUGUGCCGAGCAGCAGCGCAACACCAAUGGUGACCUCUCCAGCCCCGACGGCAUGAAUCCCCCCAAGCUGGUGUCACUCUGACCCCCACAGCAUUGAGGUUUGUGCACCUCGGGAGCUGCAACCUCUGACCGAGCCUCUCAUGGGCUUGCAUGCACCACUAGUUCUUUCCCCGAGUGGCAUUGCUCGGAACUUUUGACGGUGCAACGUAUCAUGUGCAACAUUGUCAUCCUCUCAUGCUGGGACCUGUUGCCCUACGUCCAUUUGCAACGAGUGGGACACAUCCAACGUGAUGUGCCUACUCCCGAACUGGCUGCUCUGUUCUGUUUCGUCUGGAGGUACUUACAAUUGCUGGGGGUAGUGUCUUUGUUUGUACUAAAGCUGGAAAUAAUCAUCAGCUCCUCAAACAUACCUAGCUGCUGCAUCGUUGUGUGCUGCCUGUGCCUUUUAAAGUGGAAGGUAUUUCUAUACUUCAUUGUUUCCUUUAUUUCUGUCAUGAGCCUGAAGUGGAUUAUUCUUUUCUUUAAUCAGGUUGAUUAACGGGCUCAUCCACCGUAUAAAAUUGACCGUGCAUACUUUUCAAUGCUUCAGCACCUUCCUAGUUUCUACUAAGAACUGUUGCCAUCAGAGUGUGAAAAUUUGAUUUAUGAAGUGUGGCUCUUCUUAAGUUCUCUACCUAUGUAUUCCAUUGCUCACUAUCCAAGUUAUUUUUGAUGACCAAACUUUGUCGAUCCAAGUUAAAUUUGCCGCUGUGUCUGCUUGACAGGGCUAAGUAUGUGUCACGCCCUUACGUGCAUAUGUGUCCUUUGCUGCCUUGCCGUGGUGGUAACCAACACCCUUGAACACUGCUUCCUCAUAGAGCAGUUAAUUCCCUGAUGACAGCCUGUGGUGUACUAUAAUUCUCAGAAGAUUUUUGAAGUGGUUGUUGGCAGUGCAUUGUUAGACCAAGCUGUUGCUGUAGAAGGAAGUCAGUACAGUUGCUCCAGUCAAACACCAUUCCUCUGGUGUCGCAGAUUGCGGCACCUCGUGAUGCAGGUCACCUUAGUCGGCUGGUUGUGAAGUCUUGGGAUGAAUGGGUUCGUACACCCGUGAAGCUCAUGUGUGAUGAUUUUGGUGGAGGCUGCUUAGGAACUGUAUGCUAGGCUGCAAGUUUUGAAUUUGCUCAACAAGUGUCUUCUUGUCGCCUCAAAUGUGCCAUGCCAGAGUGGUUUGUCACUGUUGGGUAUCGGGAAAUAAUCUUGUUUUCUUAGUGUGUUUUGAAGGCUGCCUCCGAUUGUCAUUUACUUGUAGCAUGCUUGGACAAUUUCAGCUGAAUUAGGAUAAUAUAUAAUGUGCACAGCUUUGCAGACAGUCCCUUGAGCCAAAAAGACUAAGGAUGUCGGAGGUCAGAAGUUUAUGGACAUUGAUGUCGGCACCUUUCAGCAAGGCUUCUCAUUCAAGUUCAUGUUUUUUUUUUUUUUUUUUAACCUUGCAGUUUAUAUGUAAAGUGGCUGUACCCAUGACAGUAUGUCCUACGCUAUGCAGUAACAUAAAUAUGUGCAUACCUUAGUCCUUCACUUUUUCAGCUUUGAUUGUCGGAGCAUGCAGAAGUGCAUAGCGUGGCUACUACCUGAAAUGAAUUGUUGCAGAAGGCUUUUGUGCAUAGAGUCAAUGAAAAAGCUUGUUAGCAAUGGAAGAAGGGUUUCCCGGUAGAACUGUGGGUCAAGCCAGCAGCUGUAGUAUUGGCGUGGCGCGCACGAGUUUUGCAUUCAAUGCAUAAUGCCAAAAUAUCCUCAGAUAAUCAUAGCCACAGGUUGAGCAUUUCAGAUCAUUUGUGCAGUGUAACGUUGGCGCCAUGCACCUAGUCUGUUUUUAUUGCAAUUCAUUGUGUGAGUGAAUGAGUGUUUUCAUAAUCAACCUUAAGCAAUAUGGAAGGAGAAUCCCAUCACAUUUGUGAGCAUUGGGGAUCGGUGAUUGUAGGUGUAUGCAAUUCUUGACAUAAGAGUGGAAGCCUGUUUAACUUGGAUGAAAUUGAAAUUAAGUGAUGUGAAAUCAAUUGUGUAUUGGAUGUUUAUACAUUUUCGAGUGAAGUUCUGGUUUAGCCAACUUAGACCAGAUGUUGCAGUCAUUUCACCAGCAGGAACCACGGGGGUGGGGGUCAUUCUGUAAGUGUCCACCUAGUGGACAUGUCCAUUUCAUCUGCUGCUGAAGUGCUGAUUGGCUGGGGGCACCUGUCUCCCUCUGAUGCGUACACCAGCCCAGCUAAUCAGAGCUUCAGCAGCAGACAAAAUGGACGUGUCCACUAGGUGGACCGCUUCCGGAAAUAGCCCCGCUGAUCUCCAUUUUAAACAGGUUUCGUUGUACUUAACAUUUCACAUGAGCGUCUGUGUGUUAAUUGCUCUUCUUUUUGUGUAUGGCAUGUGUGCGUACGUGAUUACAGGGAUCUAGGGACUGAGGUUGGAAGGGGAGGGAAGGAAGAGAGUUUUUAUUCUGGCAUUGUCAUAUCAUCACUCCUCAUUUAGUACAGCUGUUUCAUUGUGUCACGCGAUCACAUGCAUUUCUGCUUGCGCAAUGGCUGUUACAAGUGGUUCUGUCCUACACGUAGCAUCUCAACGCGACACUCCUAUGAAUCUCGUAAAGCGUACAGUGCUGAGUAUCCUGCCAUGUUGGUGACACGGUCUGCCGAGAUGUUUUCUGAGAGGUGCGAGAUUGUACGCAGUUUGUAUGCAUAAUGAAGAUUACAUAUGCAUGCGUCUAGCAUGUAUGUUACACCAGUAAAAGAUUAUAGCAGCAAAUGCUGGGCUUGCAUGCUCCCUAGCCAAUGCAAACAUUCUUCUAAAGUGCCACACGCUUUUUCCUGCAAGAGUGGUCUUAUAGUGUAUAUUUUCUAUACAAAACUUAUAUUAAUGAUUACAAUAAUAUAUAAUGCAUAAUGCUAUUUUAGAUUACACAGCAAUAAUGCCAUUUUAUAUCUGCACAACAACAAUGAAUGUGUGGUUGUAACUCUCCGUCGUUGCAGAACACAAUGCUCAUGACUCUCAUUAUGCACUUUCGUGAGAAUGUUGAUGACGGUAUGUUUCACCUGCUUAUUUGCAGCUCCGAAUUGUACCAAAGACUGCUUGUGCCGAACGGAACUUUCAUUUGCUUUUUUUGUUUUGCACGCGUUUAUUGUUUUGUUUGAGUUGUUAAAUCUAGAGUCAUUCAAUGUGCUGUGUUUUUAGUUGGUUUUUGUUAUAGGUUAUUUAUUAGCCAGGAACUGAUGUUCUCGGCUUCCUUGUUUCUUUUGUUGAGCUUCUGUUUCUUUUCUUUUUUACUUUAUUUUUUUAAUGUGGUUCCGAUAUGGCACACAGCAAUGGAGUGUUUGAGAAUCAUGUUCUGCCAUACAUUUUAUUGUUUUAGUUACAUCUUGUCUUUCAUGUUGCAUUUAAACGUCUCGAGAUUCAUGGUGUGUGCGUGCCUGCUUUAUCGCUUUUUAAGCCGAAAUAAAGAGAAUGUUUCAUAUUUUUA
This is a messenger RNA of Dermacentor silvarum, 4702 nucleotides long. RefSeq names its product fos-related antigen 2. Gene Ontology annotation, molecular function: DNA-binding transcription factor activity, RNA polymerase II-specific; RNA polymerase II cis-regulatory region sequence-specific DNA binding. Gene Ontology annotation, cellular component: nucleus. Gene Ontology annotation, biological process: regulation of transcription by RNA polymerase II. NCBI's taxonomy places the organism in Eukaryota, Metazoa, Arthropoda, Arachnida, Ixodida, Ixodidae. The record is from RefSeq and is a predicted model, not a curated record. Bases 62 to 1300 code for a protein of 412 amino acids. The transcript has 5 exons.